Aphis gossypii (cotton aphid) is the source of this 1397-nucleotide messenger RNA. RefSeq names its product peroxisome assembly protein 12 (gene Pex12). Lineage: Eukaryota; Metazoa; Arthropoda; Insecta; Hemiptera; Aphididae. The record is from RefSeq and is a predicted model, not a curated record. Gene Ontology annotation, molecular function: zinc ion binding; ubiquitin-protein transferase activity; protein binding. Gene Ontology annotation, cellular component: peroxisomal membrane; peroxisomal importomer complex. The transcript is spliced from 8 exons. Bases 343 to 1290 code for a protein of 315 amino acids. Gene Ontology annotation, biological process: protein monoubiquitination; protein import into peroxisome matrix.
UAUUAUAUUAUUUAUAUUCUGCAAUUUGUGAUAACCGAUAAACUAUUUCAAAAAAAUAUUAUAAUGAUUAAAUGAUAUGUACGAAUCUACGAUCUAUCUGUCCCGUCCUAUGACUCCUAUGACUUUAGACUUAUGAGUUAUAAGUAAUUUAAUUUUUGAACAGUAUAAUAUUUUGUAUAAUAAUAAAAACACUUUUGUUAAAUCCGUUUGUUAGUUAGUUAGUGAAUUAAUUAACUAUUUUAACUUCUAAAUCUCUGGUAUGGGUUGUAUAUUUAAAUUCUUAAGUCUAAUUAUUUUGUAAAACAAGAAUAUUUUAUAAAAUAGUUGUAAAAUUGAUUUCUAAUGGCUGAAAAAGCAGCUCAUCAUACUACAACUAUUGUAAGUCGUCCUUCAAUUUUUGAAGUAAUUGCACAAGAAAAUCUAUCUUCAACAAUUUAUCCAGCAUUAAAAAAGAUUUUUUAUUAUAUUACUCUUAAAAAUCCUGAACAAUUAAAAUGGUUAAAUCAAUACUUUGAUGAAAUAUUUCUUACACUUAAUACUGUAUGUCAGUAUCUGUAUUUGAAGAAAUAUGGAGGAACAUUUUCUGAAAACUUUUAUGACUUGACUAGAGUUUCUUAUUCAACUAAUUCUAAACCUACUAAUAAUCAAUUGUACUUCGGCUUAGCUUUAGUAGUUUGUAUACCUUAUCUACGAAACAAAUGUGAUAUGUAUAUCGAUCAAUUGCAAAUUAAGUAUAAAUUGCAGCUGAAAGAAAAAAUAUUUAUAACAUUAAAUAAAAUUGUUUAUACAUGUUGGGAAGCAUUAUGUUUAACAUAUUAUAUAAAAUAUAUAAAUGGAUCAAGUCAAUCACAUUCACCUUUAUUAGAUAUAGCAGGAAUGGUAUUAACUUAUAAAGAUAUUGAACCUUCAAAUAAUGAACCACUUACUCAAUUAAGUAUUAAAGAAUCUAUUAAGAAUUAUUUAUUGUAUGGAUUAUCUCAUUCCUUGGAGUUGGGUGCAUUUUUUAUGCAAUUUUUGAAUUGGUGGCAUUCAGAAAAUUUACAAUCUAAAUUUAUUGCCUACCCAAUUCCUAAUCCUCCUAAGGAAAAUGAUAAAUAUAUCUCACUUAGAAACACUAAUAAGUGUCCUAUAUGUAUAAGUGAAAGGAAAAUGCCAACUGCGCUCACUGUAUCAGGGUUUGUAUUUUGUUACAAGUGUUUACAUAAAUCACUUAUGGGAGAAUCUAGAUGUCCAGUUACUAAAUUACCAGCAACAAUGCAAGAUAUGAUUAGAAUUUAUUCAGACAAUUAACCAUUAUAUAAUAAUUAUAUAUUGUAAUUGGUAUAUUAUUUUAUUUGAAAUGUAUUUUCCUUUACUUCUUUAUAUUUAUUAAAUAAAAUAUUUUAUUUUAAUUACAA